AUGCUUCGACUUGACGGGAAAAUUGCCCUUAUCACCGGUCUCGGGCAAACGAGCGAUGAUGGCUGGGGCAUCGGGGCUGCGAUCGCGAUGAAACUCUCACAGCAAGGAGCAAUUAUCUUUGGAGGAAAUCGCACAUUGGCGGCUGCUGAAAGGACCAAAGCACGGAUCGAGGCUGGUGGUGGCAUUUGCGAUAUUCAGCAAACAGAUGUUACCGGUUUCGAGUCCACCAAAGCUCUAGUUGACGCCUGUCUCGCAAAGCACGGUCGUAUCGACAUUCUGAUAAACAAUGUUGGAAAGUCAGAGCCUGGUUGUCCAGCUACCAUGCAAGAAGAGAUAUGGGAUCAGCAGGUUGAUCUCAACCUGAAAAGUAUCUACCUGACGACUCACUUUGUUCUCCCCAUUAUGGAGAAACAAGAGACUGGCGGCGCAGUGAUCAACGUCUCGAGUAUUGCAGGACUACGAUACAUUGGGAAGCCUCAAGUCGCCUAUUCAGCCACCAAAGCUGCCAUUAUGCAGUUUACUAAAGCAACUGCUGUGAUAUACGCCGACCGAGGAGUAAGGCUGAAUACAGUCGUUCCAGGCUUGAUCUACACGCCGUAUACUCGCGCGCUUGCCAAGAGAUACGCCCCUGGAGGUGAUGAAGAAAGCUAUAUGAAAAUGCGCGAUGAUCAGGUUCCGAUGAAGAAAAUGGGAGAUGCUUGGGACGUUGCCAAUGCCACUCUGUUUCUUGCAGCCGAUGAGUCGCAAUAUAUUACAGGACAGGAACUAGUGGUGGACGGUGGAAUCACGUCCUCAACAGGAAGAGUGUAA
Penicillium angulare is the source of this 810-nucleotide messenger RNA. Its product is annotated as SDR family NAD(P)-dependent oxidoreductase. The transcript has a single exon. Gene Ontology annotation, molecular function: oxidoreductase activity, acting on the CH-OH group of donors, NAD or NADP as acceptor. The record is from RefSeq and is a predicted model, not a curated record. The coding region runs from base 1 to 810 and encodes 269 amino acids. NCBI's taxonomy places the organism in Eukaryota, Fungi, Ascomycota, Eurotiomycetes, Eurotiales, Aspergillaceae.